GAAAAAAAAAAAUCCUCAGCGUCACUGCCCUAGUGGGAAAAGAUCUUUGGUCCCCUCAAUCACAGCUUGGUCUGGAUGACUUCCACCUCAUUCCUGGCCCCAUGGCUCUAGAGGGAGCUGUGUUGCUUCUUUAGCAUCCAUUUGCUUGCUCGGGCUUCUCUUGCCGGUACCGGAUGCAGGAGGGUGGAGAUGACUGGGAGGCCAAGGAAGGAAGUAGGAAGUCGCUUCUGUCGGCAUCAGCUGCUGCUGCACUCAGGGACUUUUACCCCAGGAGAGACCCCCCCAGUAGUGUAGCCUGUCUCCUCCCCAAAGUGGAGGUCUGUCCAUGGGGAAGAGCUGCAAAGUGGUGGUGUGUGGCCAGGCAUCGGUGGGGAAGACCUCCAUCCUAGAACAGCUGUUGUAUGGUAACCAUGUAGUAGGUUCUGAGAUGAUUGAAACCCAGGAAGACAUCUAUGUGGGUUCAAUUGAGACUGACCGAGGUGUGCGGGAGCAGGUGAGGUUCUAUGACACGAGGGGCCUUCGAGAUGGGGCAGAACUUCCCAGGCACUGUUUCUCCUGUACAGACGGCUAUGUCCUCGUCUAUAGCACUAACAGCCGAGAGUCCUUCCAGAGAGUUGAACUGCUCAAGAAAGAGAUUGAUAAAUCGAAGGACAAGAAGGAGGUCACCAUUGUGGUCCUUGGCAACAAAUGUGACCUUCAGGAGCAGCGUCGAGUGGACCCUGAUGUGGCCCAGCACUGGGCCAAGGUGGAGAAGGUGAAACUGUGGGAAGUGUCUGUGGCUGACCGCCGCUCUCUCCUUGAGCCCUUUGUCUACUUGGCCAGCAAGAUGACUCAGCCUCAGAGCAAGUCGGCCUUCCCACUCAGCCGUAAAAACAAGGGCAGUGGCUCCUUGGAUGGCUGAGGCUUCCCUUCUCUCAUUCCACCCACCCUGUCCCUCAGCCCCACCCUAUCCCAAUCCUGUCCUCCCCACCAACUCCUUGGGGUUUCAGGUAAUUGGGGAAAUGGGGCGGGGGGCAGAAUAAGAUGGGCUUCCUGAAGUCAGCCUGGCAGAGGGCUACAGUCUCAUCUUACUCCACUGCUUCUCUUCCUUGGAGAGGAGUCCAAAUAGUGCAUGUUACUCCACAGCCACCACAUCACUCCCCCUCACCCCUGUACUUUUGCUAUUGGGCUGAAAUCCAGUUUGAGGGCAGGAGAUAGCCAGUUGAUUGUGGUCCCCUGGAAAAGGCCUCCAAGAACUCCAAGUCAUGGCCCUUGGGAAAAGAUAACCAAUCAGAGAUAGACUGGCAUGGGAGGGAAGGGGAAGGAAGUCCUCCCUAUCUCAGGAGAUGUCUCCAGUUCACUUGUGUCCUUCCCGUAAGAAGAACCCAAGCCACUGGAGAAACAGAAACUUCUCACUGAGUUAAGUAAGACCCUCCGGCUUUUUCUAUUUUGUCCUGCCCAGGGAGUAUGGCCAUGAUGUAGUAUGAAGGACCUUCCAUGGUGGGGGGUAGGGUCCAGUCUCAACUCUCUUCACUUACUGGCAAGGUGAUUUGGGACAAGUACAUUUCCUUUCUGGGCCUCAACUUCCUCCCCUAUAAAGAUGAAAGAGUCAAGACUCAAUGAUUUCUAAACACCUUCCUUUUAGACUCCUUUGCCUUUCCAGGUCUCUAGUUGUCUUCACCUAUUCAAGUGCUCCACUUGACCUUCAGCCACCAGGGGGCAGGAGCACACCAUCCAUGUUAGCUGCUUAGAGGGCCCUUAUGGUACAGGGGACAGCUUGUCCAGUAAUCCAGACUGCUACUGACAGGUCCAGUUUGCUGACUCUCCUCCUAUCCUGGGGGAUAGAUUUAUGGCUUCUUAAAGCCCACCCUUUCCCCUGCUCUGGGUUUUUUUUUUAAGGUUAAUAACAACCUAUACUGCAUCUGUAACUAUCCCUACCUCCCAUAAUGAAGGAUAUAUAUGGCACCUCUCCCUCAUAGCUCAUGGGGUCUGGUAGGACAAAGCAGACCAGCAGAAGCCUAUCAGUGGCUGAUCAUCCACUUAGUAUAUGUUCAUGAAUGUAUGUGACAUUCUAUAAUGUAUUAUGUACUCCUGCCAACAUCAGGCACCCCUUUCCCCACAUGAAGACAUGUAUUCAGAUAAAAAAAAUCACCUUGGGGUACUUUCACAGCCUCCUUGCCCAUGCCCAGAGCAUAUAUACCAUCUUCCCCAACAUGGGGGAAGACGGAACAGGGGAUUUUGUGGGGCAGAGGUUAACACAAAUACACCACUAAACUCCAGACUCUUUUAUUGAUGAGUUUGACAUAAUAAAGCCCCAAUAGUUUAUGAUUAAAAAAAUUCCCCCCCCCUCCCCUUUUCUUGUUUUCUCCCACUGGAAACAUCUGAAGGAAAAAUAGAUAGGUGGAGGGUACUGGCCAAGUCCCAGGAGGUAGGGCAGGGGAUAUCUUGAAAACAAUUGUUAGAAAUCUUGGAUCGGACUGGGUCCCACUACUCCAAUUUUACAGCCUAGGUCGAUUUGGAGAGUGCUGUGGUCUGAGAUGUGAAGGAGAAGGAAUGGCUUUUUUGAGGGAGGGAGGCUAAAGUGCACUGGAAUAGAAUGGGGGGGAAGGGAAGACGGGGAGAAUGCCUGUUAUUUCUCUAAGGUUUAAAAGAUGCAGGGAGAACAGAAGGUGCUGAGAAGGCGCAGACAUUGGCCAGGCAUGCAUCCUGAAAGAGAGCAGAGCAGGGCUCUGGCUUAGGGCUAAGUCUAGGAUAGAAAGUGGUCUGGCUGAUGCAGACUAGACUUUUUUUAUAGUAAAGCCAUAGAAUGGACUACCAUUCCCACCAGCUCACCUCUCCUCAUUCACCCCCAUUACAUUAACAAAUCCAUCUGAGAAUGAAGCAGUCUCCUCCCUUCCCUACCUUAGCACUCCCCAGACUUGGAAAGGUCCUUCCCUUUUUUUUUUCCCAUUAUAGUUCUCUUCCCCCAAGUCCACAUUUUCCCUAAGGGGAAUACUGCCCCAACCCUGUCUUCCCCAAUAUCUCCUUUCUGUGGUCCCCCAAAGAAUUAAAUGCCUGGAGUGGAGAGGUCCUUUUGGUGGAAGACAUCCCCCAAAAUAAGGAAGUACAGGUCAUAAACUUGUCCCUUGCCUUUGGGCCCUGGAGAAACAUACUUGGCAAAGCUAAGAUGCUAAGAAUUAAGGGGUUGGGAACCCUCCAGUCACCCACAUUGCAGGAACUGGGGUAGGUGGACAACCAGAUUUGCCUCCCUCCUAUUUCCCUUGAAAAGUGACAACACCAUGGAGCUGGCUUUGGAGAUUUUGCAUAGAUUGUUGGGGAUCUGUUAGUGCCUGGGGCUGAGGAGACCUUGGCUGUAGACUAUAGGGCCACCAUAACUGCAGGGAAUGGAUGACUGAUACAGAUGCCUGGUUCCUCACCCCCAUAAUGGCAGAGGGUGGUUACCUUGCAUGAACUGGAAGUAUUAGGCUUAAGGUCAGAUUUAGAGUUAGAAGAAACCUUAGAGGCCGUCUCGUCCACCUCUUGCAGAGAGGGAGAUGAUGCUGACUAAAGAUGGGCUUUGUCUUACCCCAAAGGAGACCACUCGUUGUAAAGAGACAUUGCUCCAUGGCCAUGGAGACAGGAGGCAGGAGUGUGGGGGAGUUAGCUUUGCCUCCCCCAGGGAGGAUCAGUAUGGAGCAAAAACAAUGGGCCCAGUAGCUGGGCGGACAGCUGCUGCUGGUGAUCGAAACAGUGCAGGCCCCAGCAUCGGGGCUGGGAAGAGAGUGGUAGCAGCAGCUGGGGCUGGCCGGAGAGCCAAGGGCCCUGGAAGGGUGCAUACUGCAGCGGUAGGAAGGGGGCUGGGUAGGAAUCGGGCUGCCAGGGUCUUGGUAAGUUGUUUCUGCAAGGCCAGUUUAGACUACAGAAAAAGAUAUAAAGAGUUUAUUACUGCAAGAAACUACCCAAUCCCACCUGUCUUCCAUCCUUCCUCCCUAGAUUGGGCUACAUGAAAACAUGCUUCCCAACCUCAUUUUCCCCUCCUUCCUCCUGCCCCCUCUCCUAUAAGCACAUGAACCAAACUUCUUCUCCAUCACCUGUCUUCCUGUCUGGGGGUGGAGAUGGGAAACCUCAGGAAUUAAAAGGGGUGAGAAAGGGAAGAUGGUGGCUAGGGAUUGUUUCCAGGGGACCCUCACCCAAACAUACACCCACCCCUCAUUCGCAUGCCCUCAAAGCUAGUGCUCCAUCCCACCUGCCGGAAAUUCCUGGGCACAGCCCAAGACAACAAAAGGCCAAAUUCAUCUUCCCUUCCCAGGGCAGGCUCAGGAAAGGGGUUUGCUUCCUUCCUGCUGCACCCAUAAAAGCUCAUCUCUAGUCAAGUGUUCUCAUAGCUACCUCCUAAUGUCUCUCCCGGACACUAUCCCUUCCCAUCCACCCCCACAAAAAGCUACCACCACCUCAUUCCUUUUGGCUUUGCCUGGCUCAGAGCUGCCCACCCAGUCUUCCUGUCCCCAGGAUUUGUGGGUUGGGACUUCCAACAUUUGGUGACAGGUACCUUGAGGAUACUCACAGCCAGCGCCCCGUGUUUCUGUAGCUUGCUAUGCUGACUGACCUUAGCCUUCAGGGGUUUCCCUGCCAGCCUGUCUUUGUGUCUCCGGCUGCUCAUGUGCUAAAAGAUAUGGACACAAAUAGGGCGUCAGUUGAGGCAGGUCUCCCAAAUAGGCUUCCUUACCCUUGUGAUUUAUGAUAAGGAAGAACUGAGGGAAGGUAAGAGCUAAAUCUCCCCGAUGUUGCCUACCCACUCUUUUUUCCCUUCCCCAAGGGUAAUACUCUUCCCUUAGCAGUCAUCCACCAUCAUUCAACCCUCCUCUGCAUCUUCCUAUUCACCCCUCAUAGCUCUGUACACUCCUAUCUGGCUCAUGCUCCCAUCAACCUCCCAUCUCCCCCUCUGGCCACCCCAACCCCAACCUCUCCGGGGGUGGGAAACAUGUGGCCAAGUUUUACAGAACAAAUCCUUUUAUUAUGGGGAUUUGUUCUAUGAAGUUUGGAUUCAGUCAAAGGGCUGCACUUGAGGACCUAGAGGGCCACAUGUGGCCUCUAGGCUGCAGGUUCCCCACCUCUGCACCCUUCCUAUAUCUUUCCUUCUCCCACCUGCUUGAGUUGGGUCUCAGAGUUGACAUGGAGCUGACAGAGGGCACAGUGGAAAGAAGGGCUUGGCCCCGGCUUGCCACCUGGGGCUCCUGCCACACGCUUAGCCUUGUGCCUGGCCCCUCCACGAGGCAUAAUUCGGCCUCGGCCUCUUCGAGGAACUCCUCGAUGACCAUCCACCAUCCACUUGUGCUUGGCUCCUAUGAGGGGAGAGAGAUCCCAUCAGAGGCCAAUGAUGGGAAUAGUGGGACAAAGGUAUAUAGUCCCUCCAACCUGAAGGCCAUCCCUCAGCCUCCAGGAUAUUCUGUUCAUCAAGCCCACCUAAGCUGGAUGAGCAUUGUCUGCCUUGUGAUUGAAGCUUUUUCUCAGCCUCUCUCAUUACAUACAGAUACACAUCCCCGAUUCCUAGCACCUUCAUGCAGUCUUACUUUCCUUGUCCUUUGCCUCCUCUAUAGAGCCCAUUUCAAAAUAAUGGUUCAUUGCUUUCGUUCAUAAUUGGGAGAAAGGGCUAAAUUUCAGUUAGAGGUUAGUGAAAAUCAAGAUGUAAUUUUUUCCCGUCCAAAUUCAGAUUCCCUGAAAUCUGUCUAUAGAUACCUCCCCCCCCAAAGAGAACCCCAAGUUGAAAACCCCAAUUCUAGAGUCAUAGAAGCCUUCUGUCCCUUGUCCUCUCUCUUCCUAGAUCAUUUGCCUCCAGAGAUUGGAGGUAGGCCUAGGAGAUAAACUUUCCCAGGGCUACCUAGGCACACAGAAAGGCUCCCAGCCCCCAGAUAGAAGGGCACUGGGCAAUCAGAGGAUCAAAGCUACUAUGCCUUUCCCACUCCCUGGCCCCCGAGAAGGGUAAAAAGUAUAGAUUUUUCCCCCUUUCUCUCUUUUGCACCCUACCUUCUUCACUCCCCUUCUCCCUCCCUUGCCAUGCCCCACCCCUUCCAAGAACUGACCUGUGUUAUGGGCCUGGAGCUGUGAGGCUGAGUUGACAGUAACCUUACAGGUAGGGCAGUAGAGAGGGCCCUUCUCAUUCCGGUUGUCUGUACCCACACUGUUUCCUGCCCCUGCCCCCAUUCUAGUACCAGGCAUUUCGGCCCCUGGCCCUGGGGAUGAGGGGGAACAGGAAGGGGAAGAGGACGAAGAAGAAGAGGCAUCGGAGAGGUCCAGGCCAGCCGACUCCCUGGGAGAGGAGUCCAAAGUCUUCAGCAGAACUAGAGGGGAUCCAGAAGAGGGUGCCAAGGGAGCUGAUGAGACAGAGGCCACAGGUCAAGGGCCUGAGGCACAGACCCUGCUCCUCCCUCAUCUCCUUAGAGACCUUCAUUUGCAUGUUAUUCUAUCACCCUUUACACUGUAUUCAUUAAAUGGCAAAAUGAGUAGAAAUGCCCAGUCCCAAUUAUUUGACCAGGCCAGAUGGGGAGGGGAGAGGGCAGAUGAGGAAUAAGCACACACUACUAUACCCUUGUUCUGGGGUUCUCCAAGAGCUCUGCUCUCAGGCGGGGUGCUGGGUGGAACAGUGGCUCUCUCCCGGGCUGGAGUAUAAGUCCUCUGCUUACUCUUGGCAGCCUCCACAGCCUUGACCUUUCUCGCAUGUUUGUGACCUUUGUAAUGAGCUUCAGCCUGGUUCUAGAAGAGAGCAGCAGGGCACGAGGGCACUGUUCAUUCGUUUACACAUUCAUCACCCAAUUAUUGAGCACCAACCAUAUAGAAGGUGGUGUAAGGUUCAAUAAAGCCCUCCACGAUCUGGCACCAAUAUACAUUUCUAGCUUUAUUAUUAAUGAGUCAUUUGAGUGAUUCGGUAAAUAGAUGGCUGGACUUAGAGUCGUGAAGAACUGAAUUCAAAUGUUGUCUCAAACACUCAGCAGCUGAAUGACCCUGGGCAAGUCACUUCUGUCUGCCUCGGUUUCUCCAACUGUGAAAUAAAGAUAAUAAUAGCACCCACCUCAUAGAAUUGUGAGGAUCAAGUGAGAUGAGAUAUGUAAAGAACUUUGUAAACCUUAAAGUGAUAUGUCAAUGUUGGCUGUUAUUAUUAUUUUACAUGGUAAUGGUUAUAAUAGGUCACACUUACAAAGUGCUUUAAGAUUUACAAAGCUCUUAUCUCAUUUGAGCCUCACAUAUCACCGAGAAGCCAGUUGCUAUCAUACCCCUUUUACAGAUGCAACAUCUGAAGUUAAAUUACUUGCCCAGGGUCACUCAUCUAGCAAGGGUCAGAAGUGGAAUCUGAACCCAGCUCUUACUACCUUCAGCAUUUGAUCCACUAUAUAUUCUUUACUCCCCAACCUAAUAUCCUUUCUGUGUGCACUGAUAUAAAUAACCACUAGGCCUGAAAUGGAACCUGUUGAAAAUCUCUCUUGAAGACUGCCCAGCUUCUACUUCCCUCUAUGAAGUUUUCCCCAUCCUGCCCCCACUCCCACCCCCACCCAUUCUCUCUCCCUCCUCAAAUUUUCUUAAAACACUUAACUUGAAUAUCUCCUUUGUUCCUGUUACUUUCAGCUUUCUAUUAUGCCUCUUUUAGCAUAUGUCCCAGAACCCCCUACUAGACUCUCAAUUCCUUGAGAGUACUUCCCCUGAUUGUCAACAUAGGCAGGAAAAUAGAUGGAAAUUAGGCCUUUCUCCACAGGAGAUGAGGGGUGUGAAGGGACAGGGGAGUAAGGGAAUAAAGGAUGACAGGAGAAGUGAAAGAUAGAGGAGUAGGGAAGGAUGUGGGCAAGGUAGGAUGGGGUGAGGGGAGAAAGCAGCAUAAGGAGAGUGGAGAAAUGGAGAGAAAAUUUAGGAAGGCAGGAGAUUACUCCAGAUAACAACGAUCAUAACAUGACAGAUUUAGAGCUAGAUGUUAAAGGCCAUCUAGACUAGUCCCUUCAUUUUAUAGUUAAGAAAAUUGAGACCCAGAGAAAUGAAGUGACUUGAAGUGAGUGGCAGAGCCAGGAUUCAAACCUACCUUUUCUGACCCCAUGUUCAGCAUUCUUUCCAAGUAUCUGGGUCAUUUCCUCACCUUUCCCCUUCCUCCCAGUAUAUCAAGUCUGGUUCCCAGUUUUCUUCUGCACACUCCUGCCAUUCCCACUGACAGUUCCCCAUUCAUUAGACCUUCUCCCUCUCCCUCCACUUAGCUCACCGAAGAGUUGAACCUCAAGUGGCAGAUGUUACAGGAGAUAAACAGCUUCUUCUUUAUAGGGGAGGGGACUCCAAAAGUGUGACUGAUUACUGCUUUCUGGACUGGGUCCAUCUGUGAGGUGAGGUGGGGUGAGAGAGAAUAGCAAUUAUGAGCCCUGCCCUCUCCCUAGUUGGGAGAGGGUUAAGUAGGAAGGCACUGAACCACUGUGGGUGAACUACACAGGAAUAGAGAGAAACAAAGCCAACAGUGGCCUCCACCUUCCUGAAAAGCUAAGCCCUGGAAGGACUCCUGUCUAUAUUAGUCUGAGGGGGUUGAGGAGGUCACCCUGCAUGGAAGUAGAAUGACCAAGGUCACCUUUCACAAGUCUGUGAUUUAGGGAAAUAAACUGUCGUGAUUACAGCAUU
Trichosurus vulpecula (common brushtail) is the source of this 8598-nucleotide messenger RNA. RefSeq names its product NFKB inhibitor interacting Ras like 2 (gene NKIRAS2). Gene Ontology annotation, biological process: canonical NF-kappaB signal transduction. The coding region runs from base 326 to 901 and encodes 191 amino acids. The transcript is spliced from 4 exons. NCBI's taxonomy places the organism in Eukaryota, Metazoa, Chordata, Mammalia, Diprotodontia, Phalangeridae. The record is from RefSeq and is a predicted model, not a curated record. Gene Ontology annotation, molecular function: GTP binding; GTPase activity.